Molecule: messenger RNA, 2258 nt
Organism: Megalops cyprinoides (Indo-Pacific tarpon)
Lineage: Eukaryota; Metazoa; Chordata; Actinopteri; Elopiformes; Megalopidae
Gene: vsir
Product: V-set immunoregulatory receptor
Exons: 7
Coding region: 226-1119 (297 amino acids)
Biological process (GO): regulation of immune response; positive regulation of regulatory T cell differentiation; negative regulation of CD4-positive, alpha-beta T cell proliferation
Cellular component (GO): plasma membrane
Source: RefSeq, a predicted model, not a curated record
GCUCAGUCGCAGCGCGUGCACCACGGCUAUCCACUCCAAGUCAACUGGCAGUCGUGAAAGUUUUUGGCAAGAGAAGCCGAGAUUUCUACAGUUUUGGGGCGGAACCUUUGAAUUGCUUAACAUUGCUAGAGAAAUCCGGGCAGUGCCACAUCUUUGAACAACGAAGUUGUUUCAGCUGGAACAAAUUUUUGCGAAUCGCAUAUUCUGCAGUUGAGCAAGAACACCAUGUCGGAUUCAUACCGGAGACUGACCGCCGGGCUUCAUCUGACGCCUGCAUUGCGGUUGUAUUUUCACCUGUUUGUCAUAAUUGGAGCUGUGGGUGAGGCAGCUCAUUACCAGCCAACUAUGGUAGUGUCAGUGCCACACAUGAGCUACUUCUGCCCGCAGGGCAUCAAUGUAAGCCUGCCCUGCAACGUGGAGGGGGCGCCGCUGCACCAUGAGGACCACCUACAGCACGGCUGGAUCUUCACCCCCCACCAGGACGAGCGCUGCCACGACAAGGUGCACCCCCGCCAGCACGGCAACCAUUCCCACGCCUCCUCUGUCGGGGUGCAGUACGGCACGAGCAAAGGCUACUUCUGGGUCACCCUGCUGAAUGUGACGCAUGCCGACCAGGGCAGGUAUUGCUGCGUGUUGCUGGAAUAUGAAAAGGAUAAGAACCACCCGAAACUGGUGCAGAGGACACACAACCACGUCCUGCUGACCGUCGUACCCCGUCGGAAUGGAAGUGACCACUGCACUUACUGGGACCACAAGGCUCCUGAAGGAUCAGUGGCAGCAGGGCUGGCAACAGCAGGGUGCAUUAUGGGUAUUCUCUCCUUGCCCCUUAUCCUCCUGCUAGUGUACAAGCAAAGACAGACAGCCCAGUCCAACCGACGUGCCCAUGAGCUGGUGAGAAUGGACAGUGAGAUGCAAGGUCAUGAGAACCCUGUGUUUUUGGGAGGUUCGCCCCAGACCAAGACGCGUACUGUGUCCCAGAUCAUGACCAGACAGUCCUCAGAAACAGGGAGGCACUUACUGUCCGAACCUGGCACCCCCCUCUCUCCUCCUGCCCAUGGGGAGGUCUUCUUCCCAUCACAUGAGCCCAUUCCUGAGUCCCCGGACUUCAUGCAGGUAUAACGAGGAAGGAGUUGUGAUGUCCCUCUCAGCGGUUUUGCUCCUUCAGCAUUAUCUCAUAGCUAUGUCACCUCUCACACCUGCCUCACUUUGCUGUUGGAGAUUUCUCUGCACGUGUGUGGAUUGAACAAAAACAAAAACCAACCAUUUUUCCACUUGCUACAACUCAAGACCAAAGGAGGAUCACAUCCUAUCAGUGCCCAGGCUGGAGCUGGGGGCCGUUUUACAUGCGACACUCUGUCCAAAAUAUCAACAGCCACGAAUCCACAGGUGCCCUGGUAUCUGACUAUUCGUGCUGUUACCGGGAUGUAGGAAUGUUUCGACCUGGAACUCCCUUUAAACUGCUGAGGAAAAUGUGUGUUGAUCACUGGCUUCCCCGGGGAAGAUGGAGAACCGGGCUGGCUGCAGGAAUGGUGUCUUGUUUCACAGGAAGUGCGCGGCUGACAUUCCACAGGGCUCACAGAUAUCGGGCCGCAUGCAUGUGUGUUAAAGGAAGACUAUUCUGCACUUACAGUGGCAUGAUCAGGGCUGUCCACAUGGUCUUGUACAGAGGACAUGCAAAGUUCAAGUCUCAUCGAUGCAAACUGGCUUUAUUAGCAGGAGAGUAGUUAUCUAGUAUUGCCAAAACAUUUUAAGGUCUGAACAUAAAACACAACCAUAUACAUGUGAAUACAUGCCUAAUUUGAAAAUGUUCUCUUUCUCUCUCAAGCUUUCCCUCUCUCUCUAUCUGUGUUUUUAUAUCUUUCAGUCUCUCUCCCACCCUUUCUUUCUGUAACACACUCACUCAGUACUUUGCCACUCAUUCAGUCACUUUCUCCCACUCACUUGCUUCCCAGAGUCUUAGCUUUGUAUUUCACUGGCUUUAAAAUGCAGUGCUACAGCCUCACCAUUUUCAACUCCAGGUCAUUCCUCUCAUCAGAUAAGACCUCAUCUGGGGGUAAUUGGAGAAUUCCUUGAAUGGCUUCACCCUACCCACAUUCCCCUUCACUGCCUAGAUGACCAAGAGUUUGUCUACCUUCAUGUGCUAUUCUUAAUUCAUUAUUUCCUCAUUUGUAAAAUGCAGUGAUUUUAUAUAUUAUUAUAUAUUUUGACACUUUUAAGACUUUUAAAAUCCACCUGUCUUCCUUUUAUAAAAUAAUAAA